AUGGACACCCCCAGGAAUACACCCGUCAAAAGAAGACUUGGUGAAAAUGAUCCCAGGGGAGACGACCAGUAUGAAGAGAAUGAAACUGCUGCAUCGUAUGCGCGGAAAGAACAAUGCACCUGGGAUCAUCGCAAAGCUCCUUACCGAUUCGAGUCAUGUGUCUUCACCCUUUCUCCCUCCCACGAGGCUCGAGACGCGCAAGGAUUAAUUGACCAAGAUGGAUUGGCAGCCGCACGCCUCCCAGAAACUCAGGAUUUCGACACUCUUGCAAAUUGCUCGUCGCCCCCAUCGUUCGCUUUUCAACCCGCCAGGUCCCUCAGAGAUCGUGGAUUCCUUCUGGAGCUUGUUAAUGUUGGAUCCGACCCAGCGGAAGACGUCAAGGAAUAUUUGACCUUGGUUGAGUCUGCAAACUCAUGCCGAUUGGUCGAUCAAUGGCUUCCGUUAUGCCCAACCGAAACAAGACACGACGAGGGUUUAUCGUUUCCAGAGAGAUCCAGUUGGGUUCACUCCCUUCUCCUACGAGCACUCGACAAGGAGCAGAUCGAGCUUUCAAAAACGUCACUGGAAUUGGAGGCAGAAGUAGCGAACCCUAAAAAAUGUCCACCUAGGAAGCUACCAGUAAGGCUGGAUUUCCCAUGUGCGAAAUAUAGGGCAAAAGAGUUGCUACCGGUUAGCCCGCCCUUGUCUCCAGUUUCCGAUGACGAUGGUGAUGACGACGGAAACGCCUAUUUUGUGCCAAGCGAAGGGGUAUGUAUAAUUGACUUAACGUCGGAGCCUGAUAGUCCGGAGAAGGAUAUGACUUUUGAGAAGGUGGUGCAGCAGAUUCCAGACCCUGGACCGCCAAUUCCGAUCAGUUAUGAGAAUUUCCCUAGUCUUGAAACAUCUCCCAUCACUUUGGCAAUUUCAACCCAUUCGAAAGAAGACCCUAGACUAGAUGUUCCACUUGUAUCUAGCGCUUCGUCAACCAGGACAUACGAGAAUGCCCUCCAGAACGAUAUCCUAGAGCUGAACACGGGCUGUAACGAAGAGGACCCAAUUGAUGAGCCAAUUGGCGGGUUCUUUGACGAAGCUUUUAACGCGACAGUUGAAGCUUGCCAUUCCAGAUCAAUGCUACUGGUCGGCCAGGAGUGUUUCAACCCCCACGAGUCCAUUUCUCGGGUCCCAGUCCCUCGGCUAGAGCUUUAUGUACCACCCGAGGAAUACACCGGUAUUUCUGAACCGAAAGAUCUAUUUCGCAGGAUGAAUGCCAAGAAUAAGCUUGCCUUUUCCAUCCACAAGGAGCAAUGCAGUUCUGAGCUAUCAACCAUAUUGAAAUGGGAUCCGUUUAACCAUUCUAGAAUAGGCCACUUCUCUGCAAUAGAGGACCUCGAACCACUCACUGAUAAAAGUGAAGAACUUCUGGCUAUACCAUCCUCGCCUCGAAAGGGAAAUUUCGAUCACGCAACCAAAGAGAGAAAAUUAGCCAUACUUACUUUUGAUGAGAAAGAUUUGGAGGACAUAAGCGAAAGCGAGUCCUUGAAUUCUCCGAGCGAUCAUGCCACCUCCUCCGAUCGGACAUUGGGUCAAAUAUCCCAAGAACCCGAAUUCAAUUUCCUUGAAUCUAUCCGUUUCUCAUCUUUAGGGCAUUUACCAAGAUCAAACAUGAACAAGAAACCGGAUCUAUUUCUUCCUCUAGCUAGUGACGGAGCAGCCACUAGCAAGUUACUAGCAAGCUUCAUGGAACUGAGUGGUGCGAAGAGUUCAUCAGAAGUGCCCAGCUCUGGCGAGCCCAGCGAACAUCCCGACACGAGUUCAAAAAAUAAAUACGGGCGUCAAGCAGCCCAAACUAUUGUCAGCUCAGAAUCAGCAUUGCCUUCAACAAGUACCCCUGAACUAGUUCCAGCUGAAGUACCAAAAUUCACUGAACCUGACCGACACGGUGUAUUCCUGGUUUCACUUAACAUCGACCAUUAUAUUCUUCGUCAGCUGGAGAGAUACUGGCCUCCAGGAUGUUUGAUCGAUCGAGAUAUUUCAAAUUGCAAAAACUGGUACUUGUCGGAUGCCGACGAAACAGGCCGAGAAAGCUCCAACUCACCUGAACUAUCUGAUUGUGAUAUAAUUCUCACAUCCAGCGUAGGCAUAAUCAUCACGAGCCUUGUCAAGGCUAAACAAACACAACUUCCGGGAUCAACAAAACGACCGGAGCUACAGGCACGAAUCAUAUCCGCAAGUGAGAGAUAUGAAACGCUAUUCGUCUUAGUAUCGGAAGAAAAUUUGUCUGGGGAAGUCGUCGGCAACCCAAACCCCUCUGAUGUGGCUGCAUAUGCGGAAUUCGUAAACUUUACUCUCAGUCUUGGCGCAAAUGUGAUAUCUCAUUACGUUCCCGGCGCAACCGAUACACUCGCCAAGUGGAUUGCAUCAUUCAUGUCCCAUUACACGCCAUAUGUUCUCGAAAUUAAGCGUUUUCUAACAUGCCAGGAGACCAACUGGGGGAUGUUUCUCCGGCAAGCUGGGAUGAAUGCCAUGGCCUCUCAGGUGCUCGCAGGCGUGUUGUUCGAGGAGUCUGGAAAUCGCGGGUUGGUUUCGUUCCUCGUAAUGCCAAUCCAAGAACGCAUUUCAAAAUACGCUCAGAUCUUAGGAGGACAGAAACAACUCGAAGGGGUCAGUAAAAUCUUGGACGAAGCUUGGGGAUGA
Clonostachys byssicola is the source of this 2673-nucleotide messenger RNA. Lineage: Eukaryota; Fungi; Ascomycota; Sordariomycetes; Hypocreales; Bionectriaceae. The record is from the annotation of a GenBank genome assembly.